Molecule: messenger RNA, 2623 nt
Organism: Clupea harengus (Atlantic herring)
Lineage: Eukaryota; Metazoa; Chordata; Actinopteri; Clupeiformes; Clupeidae
Gene: hoxd9a
Product: homeobox D9a
Biological process (GO): embryonic skeletal system morphogenesis; proximal/distal pattern formation; DNA-templated transcription
Cellular component (GO): nucleus
Molecular function (GO): DNA-binding transcription factor activity, RNA polymerase II-specific; RNA polymerase II cis-regulatory region sequence-specific DNA binding
Source: RefSeq, a predicted model, not a curated record
GUAUAAUCAAAUGCACCUCAUAAAAGUUUUAUUGAUGGACAUAAAAACAUUAUGACCUGCUUCUUAAUAAAUACAAUCAGUACACAAAUAUUACAUCCUGUGUCAAACUUACAAUAUUAUGUUCACAAAUGAAAGCUCCUUUUCAUCGAAGGAUUGCUCGAAGAAUGUAAAGUAUAAGAUUCGGCUCUGAAACGUGGGUUCGUUAUUUUACAGCAUGUUAUUACAUUUAUUUUACGAGGACUUACAAGUCAGUAGUCUAUAAAAUACUUUACAAGGGUCGAGUAUAUGACAUACCUCAUGACGAUAUCUUGUAAGAUUUUACACUCAGCUGAAAUUAUUUGCAGAGACAUCAACGAUGAGCGUUGGCUUUGAAAUAAAUGGGUGUAUUAAUCUAUGUUAAAAAAUAGUCCGUCACCGUCUAAAAGCACUGACGCAUUUUAAACAUCAAAUUCCACCGAAGAGCUUGCAGAUUCAAGUUUGACUUCCCGUAUAAUUUAAGCACUCGUCAUAUGUUUACUAAAACUACGAAAUCGAACUGAUCUGCAGAUCAGCGGAUUGAUUUACUCACUGUAUUGGUAAAUAUGAUCACGUGAUUCAUGUAACCAAUCGCUGAAGAUGAAGCCAGCAAAAAUACUAUGAUUGUUCAGAGGGAAGGUUUCCGUAACAGUGUAACCUUUUAUAUGACUGCGAAGGGAUCCAAAUAUGUCGUCGAGUACAGCUCUUAGUAACUAUUACGUGGACUCUAUUAUGGGACAUGAAGCUGAGGAUGUUUACGGAGCGCGAUAUGUCCAGAACUCCCACACUAGCUCCUCCAGGCCAUCAGGUGUCGGGGGAGAAAAUGCUGAAUUUUCCUCCUGCAGCUUUGCACCCAAGUCAGCCGUGUUUUCCACGUCCUGGUCCUCGGUUCACCCCCAGUCUACCGCUGCAGUGUCUGGGAUAUACCACCCUUACGUUCACCAGUCCCACAUCGCAGGAACAGACAACAGAUAUGUGCGUUCCUGGAUAGACCCAAUCUCAAGUCAUGUCUCUUUUUCCGGUUUCCAUGCGAACAGUCGGCAGUACAGCGCUAAGCCUGAAAAUGUGCCAUCGAAAAGGACCGAGUCAUCCACGUUUGAAGCCGAGAGCCCGAGCGUCCCCGAAUUCACAUGUGGAACAGUGUCAGAAGGCGCGGAUAAAGCCACCAAAGAUCCCGCUGGCAGUGAUGUUUCCAGUCCUAGCGAGCCCAAAGAGGAGAAGCAACAACAACUUGACCCAAGUAACCCAGCAGCUAACUGGAUUCACGCUCGUUCAACAAGGAAAAAACGUUGUCCUUACACAAAAUAUCAGACUCUAGAACUGGAGAAGGAAUUCCUAUAUAAUAUGUAUUUGACACGAGAUCGCCGAUAUGAAGUGGCUCGAAUUCUCAAUUUAACUGAAAGGCAGGUCAAAAUCUGGUUCCAGAACAGAAGAAUGAAAAUGAAAAAGAUGAACAGAGAAAGGGGCAGCAAAGAUCUACACUGACAAAUCCCAGGCGGCCGGAAAAAAAUGUUUCGUCCUUCUUUUAUGUAUGUUAUCACUUGUUGUGUUUAGAAUAAAACGCUGUUAGGGACAUGUUGUUUAAGUUCUUUGUUCUGCCAUUCUUAAAAGCUACAUGGGCUUGACUUGACGUGCAAGUUUGCUCUGCAUGCUACGUUAACAACCCAAAUAGUUUCAUAUUGGAAACCAAUAUGGAUUCGUAUUCUGUAUAACUGAACAAGGAUGUUUUUCUUGGAGCCUGACGGCUGACAAUGUGUUCAGUGCUAGUUCAUUUUGAAUACUUUUCCGGCAUUGUUGGCUUUUAAAUGCGGUAAAAUGUAAAUUUAGAGUUAUAUAGACUAUUUUGACGGCGCAAUGUGAAGACGCAUGUGGCAACUCUAUGUUGGAUAUAGGCUAAAUUAAAAGCACAGUAGCAUGCUGUGUAGAUUGAGCCAAUUAAGAGUUUCUUAAAAAUAGUCUGUCGAAUUGGGCCUUCGUAAGAUUUUGUAAAUGUAUUUAUCACUCAGUGCUUCUGUAAAUAACACUACACACCAAUUCGCACGACUAAUGAAAACUAGAGGCCUCCUUUCAAAAAUUCUGUAAAGGCUCAUCAGUAAAUUCUGUUAGGAAUCCUGAUAUCCCAAUAUCACUCUUAGCCUAAAUGCUGGUGGAAUUUUGUUUACAAAUGCACAAUCAAUUCUAAAGGCGGCCACACAGAAUUUACUACCAAAAUUAAAAAACUGGACACUUUCCAGGCUAGAGUGAGCAUUUGAAGCAGUCGUCAAUUUUAAAAAUUAACGCAAUGUUGUUUUCUUACGACAGUAUGUUUUAAUCUGGUUAUUUUGAUCAUGGUUUUUGUCCUUGUUAUAGACUUUCUGAGACUUAGUUGGCAAAUAAUGGCGUGUUUGUAAUGCUAGCGCUGCUUGAAAAAGAGUGUUAUCUAAAUUGGGGAUAGGCUUAGGAAACGAAGGAUGUGGGACGAGGUUACACUGUUGAUGGGUAUUGGUAAUAAAGUGUUUGUGAUUGGGAAAGGUGUUGCAUAGUCCCCCCCCAUUUAUUGUCAAACCUGUACCUAUAAUUGCUUUAAAGCAGGAAGAAACGUGGUCCAAUAAAGUCAUAGAGAUGGCUA